ACUACGCAUGCGCAGAUGAACCCGGAAACGCAGGCGUUAACUACUGCUAACCACCAUGGAUGUUGCUAACUAACAACGACCGACCGACUCUCCGAUGCUGGAAUCAUGUCUUGAAAAAAAAGGAGACUAAAAGGUUCUACUACAGUUAUUUCCAAUCUCAACCAUGGUCUGCUGCCAUUCUUGCCCCAGAUUAUGCUCGCGCUCCUCGGUCUACACUCUGGCCCUGGGUGUCGGCUUUGUAACCUUGGGGACCAGUCGCAUCCUGCUGCUCAAGUUUUCUGCCAAUGCUGAGAACAAGUAUGACUUUCACCCUGCUUCUGUUAAUCUACUUGCUGAGGGACUCAAGCUGCUCUUCUGUCUGGUUAUGUCCAUUAGGGUCAUAGUCCGAGAGGGGAGAUCAUGCAGAGAAUUAGGAUAUUCUUCCAGUACCUCCCUCCUUAUUUCUCUGAAGUGGGCUGUCCCUGCUUUCCUCUAUUUUCUCGACAACCUCAUCAUCUUCUAUGUGAUGACCUACCUACAGCCUGCAAUGGCAGUGUUGUUUUCCAACUUUGUCAUCUUAACUACAGCUGUUCUCUUCAGAAUUGUUCUCAAGAGGCGUCUGUCCUGGGUCCAGUGGGCAGCCUUAGUUGUCCUCUUCCUGUCCAUUGUUUCCCUGACGACCGGAUCGGGGGGAAGCCAACACUCAAUAGUAGUGCCAGCUCUCCACUCUAACCCACUCUCCACCCCCUCCAACUCGUGCCUGCUCUACACACAGCUUCUAGAGCAGAUGAGGAACAGCAGUGUCAAUGAAUCGUGGGCCAUGCCCCUUCCUGGGCAGGAAUGGAGGGACCGGAUCGUAAAGAAGCUUCAAUCUAUAGGCUUCGGUUACAUCCUGUUGAUUCUCCAGUGUUUUAUCUCCGCUAUGGCCAACAUCUAUAAUGAAAAGCUUCUCAAAGAUGGAGACCAACUCACUGAAAGCAUCUUCAUACAGAACAGUAAAUUGUAUGCCUUUGGACUGGUUUUUAAUGGUCUAACCCUUGGACUUAGCAGGGAGGCUCGAGGCAUUACCAUGCACUGUGGUCUCCUACAUGGACACAACAUCUUCUCCCUGGGCCUGGUGCUGGUCACUGCUGCUCUGGGUUUAUCUGUGGCCUUCAUCCUGAAAUUCAGAGACAACAUGUUCCACGUGUUGACGGCACAGGUCACCACCGUUCUGGUUACCACCCUCUCCCUCUUCCUCUUCAAUUUCCACCCUUCACUAGACUUCUUCCUCCAGGCUCCCAUAGUUCUAUUGGCCAUCUUUAUCUACAAUGCCAGCCGGCCCAAAGACCUAGAAUACAGCCUGCAGCAGGAAAAGCUUCGGGUUAUCAACGGAGAGGUGUUCGAGAGGUCCAGAGGGGAUGGCGAGGAGUUGGAGCUACUGACAAAGCCCAAUACAGACAGUGAAUCUGAUGAGGAGUCACUGUAAUAUUGUGUUAACGCUCACCUAUGAGGAAGAAGUGUUCUUUCUUGAUUGGCCCUGAUGGUAAACUAAACCAUAGACUCCUGUGACGCCGUCUGCCGAAGCAUUUAUUGAAAAGAUCAGUGAUUUUUUUUUUUUUUUGAUGAACUUGUAGUAAACAUGUUUGCACUUUCUUUAUGACAGGUGAAAAAAAACCUGAGGAUUUUGUAAAUAUUGAAAUGUGCCUGUCUGUGUAAAAGUGCUGUCUGUUUUAUACCACAAGAAACCCAACUCAUUUCAUUUUACAGUAUGCUCUGGAGAAUUGUUUAAGGGCUUCUGUUUGAGACAGAUUGUUUUCUCCGGGGAUUUUUGCUGUAUGUGUAACUUUUGAUUUGGUUAAAAGUGAUGUGAGAAAUGAAAUGACCAGCGGCCACAUUUUUGCCAGUUCUGUGAAUGUAUCAGGCUAUUGUUACUGAGGUGGAAACAUUUAGGGUCCCAGUAGCUUCAAAAAGGACAAUUUAAUUGUAAUUGUAGCUUUAUAAACAUAUAAAAGACUGCUUAUCCAGCUACGAAGGGUGGGAUGGACCUCACCCAUCAGCAUUUGUUUUGUAUCGUGAAAAGCACAAACUUGCUUGAGAUUCUCUUACUUGGCCUUGAACUUUUUUGUUACAUGUCUGAGUAUUAUUUGAGAUACUAAGAAAUAUUUCUCUUAUAGUUUUGUUUGUGCCAUACUUCAAUGUACCUGUAUGAAUGCUAAAGCUGCUAUGGAAUAAAUUUCAGAUUAUGUAUACCACUGAAA
This is a messenger RNA of Sphaeramia orbicularis (orbiculate cardinalfish), 2219 nucleotides long. It is a transcript of the gene slc35a5, whose product is annotated as solute carrier family 35 member A5. Gene Ontology annotation, cellular component: Golgi membrane. Gene Ontology annotation, molecular function: pyrimidine nucleotide-sugar transmembrane transporter activity. The record is from RefSeq and is a predicted model, not a curated record. Gene Ontology annotation, biological process: pyrimidine nucleotide-sugar transmembrane transport. The coding region runs from base 164 to 1447 and encodes 427 amino acids. Lineage: Eukaryota; Metazoa; Chordata; Actinopteri; Kurtiformes; Apogonidae. The transcript has 10 exons.